AUGCUUUUGCGUUUUGUGGAAGCUGCAGAGGAGUUGAUACAGCACUUGAAGAAUGAAAAUGACAAAUUAAAUGCUGAAGUUAAUGAGUUGAGAAGUGAAGUGGCCUCUGUAAUGUCUAGCAAGGACAAGCAAUGUGCACAUUGUGCAGACUACCAAAAGCUUUUGAUUGAAGACAGCCAGAAGUAUAAAGCACUUUCUGAAGAAGUUACGAGGCUGCAAAAUCUUCAAGAGGGACAUUUUAAGGGUGGCAAUAGAGAUAAUAUACCAACCGUCUCUCCUAGAAGUGCACAAUUUGUGGCAGAGAGGAUUUCUGGUAACACCACUAGAAUGAAUACAAGAAAGUGUAGCAGGGAAUCAGCUGCUGCGGCCGAAGACAGCAUUGUUACUCCUGAUUCGGCUAAUGGUAAAAUUACCACAUCAUGUGCUUUGACAGAAGACAUUCCUGAGAAAGCUUUGUCCUACGCGAAUCUUUCACAUGUUCAGCUGCCAGAAUGCUGUAAAGGCAGUAUAAGUGAAAAUGCCACUGAUCGUGGAACUUGUCUCCUUCAAGAUCUUAUUGAGUGCUUAGUGGGUAUGAAAAUAUCCACCGCUAACCAAACUGAAGGACUAUGCAUUUCAGCUCUGCAUCAAUCAAGCGGUUACUCAUUCAGCCUAACGUGGGUAGACAAAAGAGGCGGGGAGGAAGCCGAGUUGGUGUACCGGGUAUCGUCGUUGGGGACAUUUGAGAGGGUGGCGCCAGAGUGGAUGAGGGAUGUCAUUGUGUUCAACACAAAUAUGUGCCCCAUUUUCUUCGAGAGAUUAACUUGUGUAAUCAAAUUGCAUUGCUAACUGGCAAGCUUUCUCCCUCUUUCUCUCUUUGGUCUUUGAAUCAGACGUGAAGUAAAUAUGUAUAACAUUGGUGAUAACAAAUAGUUAUCGAAUUAUUACCGACUAAGCCUAUUGACAAGUUUUUGCAUGUCAGUAACUAAAUUGAUUAUUCUACGCAUUUAC
Messenger RNA from Hibiscus syriacus, 990 nucleotides. RefSeq lists its product as uncharacterized. Lineage: Eukaryota; Viridiplantae; Streptophyta; Magnoliopsida; Malvales; Malvaceae. The transcript has 6 exons. The record is from RefSeq and is a predicted model, not a curated record. Gene Ontology annotation, biological process: developmental process involved in reproduction. Bases 1 to 828 code for a protein of 275 amino acids.